Molecule: messenger RNA, 505 nt
Organism: Lingula anatina
Lineage: Eukaryota; Metazoa; Brachiopoda; Lingulata; Lingulida; Lingulidae
Source: RefSeq, a predicted model, not a curated record
CACCGGAGGCAGUUGAAGAAGAUCACGGUGCCCGAAUAACGGAGUCUCUAUCCAGGAUAACGAGAAGUGAAACCGAAAGUGAUGUUAAACAGGAGGUCUUAUCCGUCGGUGAGGUCAAAAAGAGGCCAAAACGUGGCCCUACGACCUUUGCCUGCACACCCAGUGUCCUAUUAUGGGCCAAUAUAUUGACCAUUUUCGGCUUCGGGGGCCAGUCAAGUGUGUUUGAGUUUACCUGCGAGGUGCCUCCUUAAAGUAAAAACUCAGAAAUGUCCCAUUUCAAGAAAGUAAGAGCGGUAAGAUUCGUUCAUUAGAAAAAAUAAAUUAAACAAAUCAGAAUAUUUUUUCGGCAAUUAUGUUAUGGUAACAAGAUAAACAAACAAAAUAUAAUUCUAAAGGAAGUGAAAUCUAUCAAAAUGUGUUAAACAGUAGAAUAUCUAAAAGAUGCAAAUAUGAUGCCUUUACUCGAAACCUAUAACAUAAGAAAUUAAGGGACAUGGGGAAUAAU